AUGCCUCACUCCUUCGGUUACCGCGCGCGCACGCGCCACAUGUUCAAGCGGGGCUUCAAGGAACAUGGACCCGUCAAGCUCUCUACUUUCCUCAUCAACUACCACGUAGGAGACAUCGUCGACAUCAAGGCCAAUGCCGCACAACAAAAGGGUAUGCCGCACAAGUACUACCAUGGACGAACCGGCAUCGUCUACAACGUCACCCCCUCAUCCGUCGGUGUUAUUGUCCACAAAGUUGUCGGAAACCGUUACAUCGAGAAGCGGGUCAAUCUCCGUGUUGAACAUGUGCGUCACUCCAAGUGCCGUCAGGAGUUCCUGGACCGAGUGCAAGCAAACCACGAUGCCCAUGCUAUCGCGAAGGAAAAGGGCGAGCGCAUUAACCUUCGCCGCGUGCCUGCCCUCCCCCGUGAGGCCCGCACCGUCUCGAGUACAGAUAAUGCUCCUCAAACGAUGGUGCCCGUACCCUAUGAGACAACAAUCUAG
Cyclocybe aegerita is the source of this 483-nucleotide messenger RNA. Lineage: Eukaryota; Fungi; Basidiomycota; Agaricomycetes; Agaricales; Hemipholiotaceae. The record is from the annotation of a GenBank genome assembly.